GGCACCGGGGACCCCCGUGGCGGCGGCGGCGGCGGCGGCCAGGGGAAGCCGCGGGGCCGGUCAUGCGGCUGCGGGGCCCGCGGCCCGGAGCGUCCGCCCAGCCCUGAGCGAGGCCCCGCAGGGCGCCCCCCGCCGCUGAGGAUGAGUCACUGCAGCAGCCGCGCCCUGACCCUGCUGAGCAGCGUGUUUGGCGCAUGUGGCCUGCUGCUUGUGGGCAUCGCGGUCAGCACUGACUACUGGCUGUACAUGGAGGAGGGAACCGUGCUGCCGCAGAACCAGACCACGGAGGUCAAGAUGGCACUGCACGCCGGCCUCUGGCGGGUCUGCUUCUUCGCAGGCCGGGAAAAGGGUCGCUGCGUGGCCUCGGAAUAUUUCCUUGAACCGGAGAUCAACCUGGUGACGGAAAACACGGAAAAUAUUCUGAAGACAGUGCGCACAGCCACCCCGUUCCCCAUGGUCAGCCUCUUCCUCGUGUUCACCGCCUUCGUCAUCAGCAACAUCGGCCACAUCCGCCCACAGAGGACCAUUCUGGCUUUCGUUUCUGGCAUCUUCUUCAUCCUAUCCGGCCUCUCCUUGGUGGUGGGCUUGGUUCUUUACAUUUCCAGCAUCAACGACGAGGUGAUGAACAGGCCCAGCAGCUCUGAGCAGUAUUUCCACUAUCGCUACGGAUGGUCUUUCGCCUUUGCUGCUUCCUCCUUCCUCCUCAAAGAGGGAGCCGGCGUUAUGUCCGUGUACUUGUUCACCAAGCGCUACGCGGAGGAGGAGAUGUACCGCCCGCACCCCGCCUUCUACCGCCCGCGCCUCAGCGACUGCUCCGACUACUCCGGCCAGUUUCUGCAGCCCGAGGCCUGGCGCCGCGGCCGCAGCCCCUCCGACAUCUCCAGCGACGUGUCCAUCCAGAUGACGCAGAACUACCCUCCCGCCAUCAAGUACCCCGACCACCUGCACAUCUCCACCUCGCCCUGCUGAGGCCGCCCCGCGAUGAUGGCCACGCCCCAUCGGGGCCCUCCCUCCAUUUCAUUGGUCCCUUCCGCUCCCUGGUGGCCCCUCCCCUUGGGGUGCCCGCCCCUUCCCCGCGGGCCCCGCCCCUCUCCUAGGUCUCUCUUGAGUCCCGGAGCCGCCGGGCUGUGCCGGCCCACCUGCCCUGCGCCCCCAACCGGCCUCCGGGGCGCGGGGCUGGAGAGGGGGACCCGGCUGCGGCCCGAACGCCUGCCAGCCUCUGUCCCCUCCGCCCCCGUCACUCUCAUCUCCGGACCUUCGGGGUCCACGGGCGCAGCGAGGUGGGGGGGCCUCCUUGCUACGCGCGCAGCUCCGGGGCGGGGGCGGUGGGUACUGUCUACCUGGUCUCCCGCCCACACGCCGUCUCUGCUCACCGGGCGACCCCAUCCUCCCAGCUGGGCGCUGCUCGGCUUCCUAAGGUUACCUGCCCUUUAGGGGGCGCUGUCUAACGGAUCUUGCUUUCUUAGCUUACCUUGACUUAUUUUUCUUCUCUUCCGCCUCCUCCAAUACUGUCCUUUCCUCUGUUCCCGCUUAUCCAAAGCCCCCAGGUGCAUCCAGCCCCGCACACCUCACAAGGAUGGAGACCCUGGGGUGCAGAGAGUUCCUCCCUGCAUUUCCACACCUGUGCCCGCCUCUUUCCCCUCGAGGCCCCGUCGGGGGAGACAGAGGCAGUAGCGGGGGUCGACACCCCCCAAACCUCGAAGUCUUCCAUUUUUUGGCACCCCCUCAUUGAAGUCCCCCUUCCCAUCCAAGACCCCCAACUCUGGCCUCUUUCAAGGGUCCGUCCGCCCCCUGGGACAGAUUUGUGGGGGUCACCAGAAACGCCACCCCCUUAUCAGGGGAGGGGCGAUGUAGCACAGUGUUGUACACGGAACCAGAAAGGCCCCCUGGGUGGGUGGAGGGAGGC
Molecule: messenger RNA, 1906 nt
Organism: Manis javanica (Malayan pangolin)
Lineage: Eukaryota; Metazoa; Chordata; Mammalia; Pholidota; Manidae
Gene: CACNG7
Product: calcium voltage-gated channel auxiliary subunit gamma 7
Biological process (GO): positive regulation of synaptic transmission, glutamatergic; postsynaptic neurotransmitter receptor diffusion trapping; calcium ion transport
Cellular component (GO): postsynaptic density membrane; AMPA glutamate receptor complex
Molecular function (GO): voltage-gated calcium channel activity; channel regulator activity
Source: RefSeq, a predicted model, not a curated record